Fonsecaea multimorphosa CBS 102226 is the source of this 2589-nucleotide messenger RNA. RefSeq lists its product as uncharacterized. Lineage: Eukaryota; Fungi; Ascomycota; Eurotiomycetes; Chaetothyriales; Herpotrichiellaceae. Gene Ontology annotation, molecular function: protein binding. The record is from RefSeq and is a predicted model, not a curated record. The transcript has a single exon. The coding region runs from base 1 to 2589 and encodes 862 amino acids.
AUGCGCAGCAUCUGCCAGCUGUCUCGAAGAUGGCACCAACAAUUCUGUCUGUCUCCGAGUUUCGCGGGACAUCAACUCUGCCUGCAACAUCUCCAACCGGUGCGACAGUAUCGCCAAACCGCUCGCUCACGUCCUCUUCCUCCGCGCAAGCCGCCGACCGCGUCUCUGGCGCAGGCAGAUAUUCAUGAAUUCGAACAACAGGGCGAGGAUGCGUCCACCAGACUUCCGGUCCGCGACCUUCUAGACGACGAGACACAUGCCUUGAAGGCAGAGUUGGACAAACUGGAUCGCGAACUCGCGGUCAUGCGAGAAGGGCCUUUCGGUCGGAACAGCGAGUUCAUGCGAUCUUUCCCCGUCGACGAGAGGGAAGAACUGCUGAAAGCACUGGAAGAAGAGGGUGUCAUGCCUCCUGAGGAUCUGGAUCUGGUAUCUGAGGAAGAUUUGGAUGAGUUGGCAAAAGAGGAGGAAGGGAAGAAACAAGCCACGAUGCCGAAAUCCGCUCUCAAGGUUACCCUUAGCAUCCCUGUCAGAGACAAGAUAUACGUCAAGCGAUUCAACACCGCAUUGGAAUCAGCACAACAGAAGGUUGAUGAGAAGGCCUAUUUCACCCUGUGGAAAUGGUAUCUACGGUGCCAGCAGCAUGUUUCCAACUUUGCCUUGAUACUGCCUGAGGAUGUCUGGCAUUUCCUCUGGAAGUCACAAAGCACGAUCUAUUACAGGCCCAAACACCUCCAAAUGUUGGGCAAGGAUAUGAUGAAAGCAGAUGUGCCGCUGGAAGACAAAGAGUGGAUUGAAUAUAUCGAUGCGCUGCAGGCUACAGGGAAUAUCGCCGCCGCUGCAGAAGCCUGGGAAGCGCAGAGGCCCAGAUUGGGCCUUAAAGAGGAUCUUGCGGGGCUGUUCUGGAUCACCGGUGUUCGGCUCUAUGUGCAACUUGGGAGGCCGCAAAAGGCGCAGCGUUUAGCAUUUGAAUGCUAUGACCACACGACAAUGAUCGACCCCGAAGUCCUUGUCAUGGUCAUCUCUGCCUGGGCCAAAAGUCAAAGCCCUUCUGCCGACUCCAAGACGUGGUUUUGCUACCUGGAGCUGCGGAAGAGGCUCGAGGGCAGGGAAGACCAGAAGACGACGGUAGACGUCCUGGGUCGACUUAGUAGUGCCCUACUUGAUGCUGGCCGUACUGAUCUUGCUCUGUCGGUCUUUAAAGAUAUGUUCAUGCUUACAGCCAAGUCGCCAACCGACUCACUGAGGAUCUUCAGGGAGCUUAGCAAAGAGGCGAGUCAAUCUCAGUCACCCAGUGAGCAACUCGUCAAUCAGAUUGGGUUGUCUUCCCUAGCCCUCUUCCCCCGCAGGUUCCACAACAAAUAUUUCUUUGCAGCGUGGAUCAAAUGGCUCCUUGGUGAGGGAAGAACCGACGAGGCUGCCGUGGUCGUUGACCUUAUGUAUGAGCGUGGAAUUCGACCCGAUGCUGGGCCAUUGAAUGGCCUUAUAGCGGCUUGGUUCCGUCAAGGCUCGCCAACUACCCGUCAAAAGGCCGAGGAGACCGCAUGGGCCAUGAUACAAUCCCGGGUUGAAGUGGUUCAGAAGCGGCUUUCGAAGGCAGACAAUACCGGUACUACCAAUCUCGCCUCCUCGAUUGAGGGUCGGCGGACCCCUUUUUUCCUCAAACGAGGGGCGCCGGUUGCAACAAUUGAGACGUUCUCCAUCUUGCUACAACAUUACACUCGCCGCUCAGAUCUGGCCAAUGCCAGUCAUCUCACCGACGUCAUGACUGGUUCGGCUCAGAUCAAACCAAAUUCAUUCAUCAUGAACCAUUGGCUUUAUGCUUCGCUGCGAUCGGGCCAGAUCCCGGAUGUCUGGAGCAAAUAUUCGACCUUGAAGCAAUCUAUCUCCCCUGACCUCGAGACGUUCGCGGCGCUAUGGGAUACCGCCAAGCAAUGUUAUUCAUUCCCUCACCGACAUCAGGGCGGGUUUCCUCACGCUCGAAUGCUCUUUGCGGAGAUGCAGGAAUGGUUUGGUGGCCUCGACCGCAAGAGGAAAACCGCCGCCCAAGCGGACUUUUCUUCUGAAUUGUACGAACAGAUCAUCCGCUGUUUCUGCCUCUCCUCCGACCCCUUGGGUACUCUCUGCGCGCUCCACGGCCUCCGCGAGUCUUUCAACAUGUUGCCGCACGAGGAAGUCAGCCGCUUGAUAAUCAUGCAGGUCGCGCGUUCUUUCGCCUCCGACUUCGCGCCACUCAAAACCCGCGCUCCUCGCGGCCUGCGAAUGAAGAAGAACCUCCAGUACCAAAGCGCGGUCAAGACGCUCACGGAGAUCGUCGUCGCCAUCAGCGACAAAAUGGUGCAAGAAAAGGACAUCGUCAACCCCGAGGCCGUGGAGCAGAUUGAAAGCCAGCCCGCGAAAGAGCUCAGGCUCGAUGUGUUGUCGGCUUUUUUGUGUCUUGUCAUUGAGAAGAGAAUGAAAAGUGCGGCGACGACUCAGGGAGAGGGAGUCCUGGCGCAAGAGAUCGCAAGGGUUGCGGACCAGAUGAGGACGAAGGUCCCGUCUGAGGCGCUGGUGCAGCGGGACUGGAGCGACGUGGAGGUUUCAAUGUAA